AUGGCGGAAGACAACCCCGAGCUUCAGGCCGCUCUGCGGGACCUCGACAAGGAACUUGAGGAGGGGGACAUCACGGAAAAAGGAUACCAGAAACGGCGCACACUCCUUCUCUCACAAUAUUUCGGACCAAAUAAACCCUUAGAGAUCAGCAUCACCCCAGAAGGCGCUCCAGCAUCUAUAAGUAGCUCGAACCAUGUCCCGCCGGCCAUCCUCAGUGUUCGUCCGCCUACGGCGGACUCCGAGAAUCGAGCUGCGUCUCUGCACUCGUUUGCGCAGAACAGCAGACCUGGGAACGGAGGCUUCGGAUACGACCGAAGAGUGAGUAUGGGUACGCAGGGGUCACUUCAAGAUGAUAGCGCCUUUCAGCACAAUCGAGAAAGUUUGGCGCUGCAACCGCCCGACCGAAUGCCCUCAUCGACCUCAUACGAUUCCCUGUUCCUCCCGAAACCACAGGUGCAGCCGACGGCCCAGGAGGAAUCUCGAACAGCGACACUAUUGAGCCAGAAUUAUGCGUUUAACCCUGGGGUCUCCGAGUAUCACGAUGAGCCAGUUGGAAACUACGACAUGACACCCGGGCCUGUCACGCGACAAUCGACGAUGCUUGAUUCUCAGCAGGCUUACUUCUCUGACUUUGCUGGGCAGCAGCGAGGUGAUUAUAGAGAUAGCUAUGGUGGUGGGUUUCAUCGAUACUCCCAAUCAGACACCUUUUCUCCUACGGCGAAUAUGGCGCCGCCGCUGCUCCCUGCGUCAGAGCUUCCCCACGGGGCAGCUGUCAAUCACCUGUUACCCCUUGAGCCUCGUGACAUUCCAUUCGCGGUCCAUGAUCCGCACGACAAGAAUACUCUUAUGUCUAAUUUUGAGAACAUCCCUGCUGUUCUUCGGUAUCGUGCGCGAACACAUCCCAAGCAGCCUGCAUAUUGGGUCCUGGAUCAAAAGGGCAAAGAGAUUGCCUCCAUUACCUGGGAAAAACUCGCCAGCCGAGCAGAGAAGGUUGCGCAAGUUAUCCGCGAUAAGAGCAACCUUUACCGUGGCGAUCGUGUGGCUUUGAUCUAUCGGGAUUCCGAGGUCAUCGAGUUUGCUGUUGCUCUUAUGGGCUGCUUCAUUGCCGGCGUUGUUGCUGUGCCCAUAAACAGCCUUGAUGAUUAUCAGAGCCUUAAUCUCGUGCUCACUUCAACCCAGGCGCAUCUUGCCUUGACCACGGAGAACAAUCUCAAGAGCUUCCAGAGAGACAUCACGACUCAAAAAUUGAAUUGGCCAAGAGGCGUAGAAUGGUGGAAGACGAAUGAGUUUGGAAGCUACCAUCCAAAGAGAAAGGACGACACUCCAGCCCUUGUGGUUCCCGACCUGGCCUACAUUGAGUUCUCACGGGCUCCGACAGGCGACUUGCGGGGUGUGGUCAUGAGCCACCGAACGAUUAUGCAUCAAAUGGCUUGCUUCAGUGCCAUCAUUGCAACUGUUCCUGGCUCAGAGAAGAGCGUUCGCCCCCAUGGAGAAACCUUGAUCAGCUACCUUGAUCCAAGACAGGGCAUAGGCAUGAUUCUAGGCGUGCUUCUCACUGUGUAUGGCGGCCAUACGACUGUAUGGCUCGAGGACCGGGCUGUCGAAACUCCUGGUUUGUAUGCUCACCUCGUUACGAAGUACAGAGCAACACUCAUGGCAGCGAACUAUCCGGGACUGAAAAUUACGGCAUACAAUUAUCAACAAGAUCCCAUGGCGACACGACAUUUUAAAAAGAACUCGGAGCCGAACUUUGAGAAUGUGAAACUCUGCCUCAUCGAUACCUUGACGGUCGAUGCCGAAUUCCAUGAGAUUCUCGCGGACAGAUGGUUACGUCCCAUGAGAAAUCCAAGAGCGAGAGAGAUCGUCGCCCCGAUGCUCUGCCUACCCGAACAUGGCGGUAUGGUCAUCAGUGUUAGGGAUUGGCUGGGGGGGGAGGAGCGCCUAGGCUGUCCCUUGACUCACGAAAUGGAUCCGGAAGAACGCUUGGGAGACAAGAAGGAGGAGAAGAGGUCCGAAAAAUCGGAAAGCAAUAGCGGCUUCGGUAGCAGUCUCCUGGGUGGAGGUGCCCCAGCUCCCGCUCCGAAGGAGCAGAGUAAAAAUGAACUUGGUGAGGUACUCUUGGAUAAGGAGGCACUGAAAAAUAACGAGGUCGUUGUUUUGGCUAUGGGUGAGGAUGCCAGGAAAUACGCAGCAACCAUACCAAACGCCGUGCGAGUUGGCUCUUUCGGUUAUCCCAUUCCUGACGCGACACUGUCUGUCGUGGAUCCGGAAACCAAUUUGCUGUGCACUCCCAACGUGGUUGGCGAGAUCUGGGUCGACUCACCCUCUCUGUCUGGCGGUUUCUGGGCAUUACCCAAGCAUACGGAAGCAAUCUUCCACGCCCGGCCCUAUAAGUUCGAAGAGGGCAACCCCACCCCUCUUCUGGUGGAGCCUGAGUUCCUACGAACCGGUCUACUUGGCUGUGUGAUUGAGGGCAAAGUUUUCGUCCUCGGUCUCUACGAAGACCGUCUUCGGCAGAAGGUCGAAUGGGUUGAGCACGGACAGGAGAUUGUGGAACAUCGGUAUUUCUUCGUUCAACACCUGAUCGUGAGCAUUCUCAAGACUUUGCCCAAGAUCUACGAUUGUACUGCGUUUGAUGUCUUUGUCAACGACGAGCAUCUCCCCAUCGUUGUCCUGGAGUCAUACGCCGCCUCGACUGCACCAACAACCUCUGGUGGACCGCCUCGCCAGUUAGAUGCUGUGCUCCUUGAAUCUCUGGCAGAGAGAUGUAUGGAAGUAUUAUAUCAGGAACAUCACUUGCGGGUUUACUGUGUACUUCUCACGGCUCCCAACACACUUCCUCGCGUGAUCAAGAAUGGCCGCCAAGAGAUUGGAAAUAUGCUCUGUCGCAAAGACUUCGACGCCGGAGCCCUGCCCUGCGUCCACGUGAAAUUUGGUGUUGAACGGUCUGUCAUGAAUCUGCCAGUGGGUGUCGAUCCUGUAGGGGGUAUAUGGUCACCCUUGGCUUCGGUGACUCGACAAGAGAUGCUUGCUAUGCAGGAGAAGCAGUAUUCAGGUGUAGACUACCGCGAGGUGGUCAUGGAUGAUCGUACAUCUACACCGCUAAAUAAUUUCUCCACCAUUGUCGAACUACUUCAAUGGCGUGUUUCGCGCCAGGCAGAGGAGCUAGCAUACUGCUCCAUCGACAGCCGUGGCAAAGAGGGGAAAGGUAUCACCUGGAAGAAGUUUGACCUGAAGGUCGCUGCGGUGGCAAUGUACCUGAAAAAUAAAGUCAAGGUUCGGCCUGGAGAUCAUCUCAUCCUGAUGUACACGCACUCGGAGGAUUACGUCUAUGCCGUUCAUGCCUGCUUCUGUCUUGGUGUAGUCGUUGUGCCCAUUGCCCCAAUUGACCAGAAUCGACUUGCAGAAGACGCUCCUGCGUUCCUUCAUGUGAUAAAUGAUUUCAAUGUCAAGGCAAUCAUUGUCAAUAGUGACGUGGACCAUGUCAUGAGGCAGAAGGUUGUCUCUCAGCAUAUCAAACAAUCAGCACAAGUCCUUAAAAUCGGAGUGCCAGCAAUUUACAACACCACCAAACUCUCCAAACAAUCGCACGGUUGUCGAGACCUCGGUUUCACUGUCAAGGAGGGAUGGUUACAGGGAGAUCAACCAGCUCUAAUCUGGACUUAUUGGACCCCAGAUCAGAGAAGAAUCUCCGUUGCUAUUGGCCAUGACACGAUCAUGGGUAUGUGUAAAGUGCAGAAAGAGACGUGCCAGAUGACUAGCUCAAGGCCAAUCCUGGGCAGUGUUCGCAGUACUUUGGGUCUCGGAUUCCUCCACACGCUACUGAUGGGUAUCUAUGUCGGAGCCCCAACUUACCUAGUGUCACCCGUCGAUUUUGCACAGAAUCCCAUGACUUUGUUCCUCACUCUGUCUCGUUAUAAGAUCAAAGAUACAUAUGCCACCAGCCAGAUGUUGGACUAUGCUAUGAGUGUGAUGCCUGCCAAGGGCUUCCGACUGCAAGAGAUGAAGAACUUGAUGAUAUCUGCCGAUGGCCGGCCGCGGACUGAUAUCUACCAGAAAGUGCGCCUCCAUUUCGCUACCGCCAGUUUGGAUCGGACUGCGAUCAACGUAGUGUACUCACAUGUCCUCAAUCCUAUGGUCGUCACGCGAUCAUACAUGUGCAUUGAACCGGUUGAAUUAUGGCUUGAUCUUCGAUCUCUCCGCCAAGGACUUGUUUCCCCUGUUGACCCAGACACUGAUCCCGGUUCCUUGUUAGUUCAGGACUCGGGAAUGGUCCCGGUGAAUACGCAGGUAGCGAUCGUCAAUCCUGAGACAUGCGUGCUAUCUCAUGUUGGGGAAUAUGGCGAGAUAUGGAUUCAGUCAGACGCCUGCGCCAAGUCAUUCUACGGUUCCAGAAAUGAAUUCGAUGUCGAGCGGUUCAACGGACGGAUCGCCGACGGAGAUCCUAACGUCGCGUAUGUGCGCACCGGUGACCUUGGUUUCCUUCACACUGUUACCAGGCCCAUUGGUGCAUCGGGCCAGGCCGUGGAGAUGCAGGUACUUUUCGUCCUUGGCGGAAUCGGCGAAACUUUCGAAGUCAACGGCUUGAACCACUUCCCAAUGGAUAUUGAGAAUUCUGUGGAGAAAUGCCAUCGUAAUAUUGUUCGUGGUGGAUGUUGUGUCUUCCAGGCUGGUGGUUUGAUAGUGGUUGUUGUUGAGGUGACGCGGAAGGCAUAUCUGGCAUCCCUUGUACCCGUGAUCGUUGAUGCAAUCCUUGGCGAACACCAAGUCAUCGCCGACAUUGUUGCAUUCGUAUCGCAUGGAGACUUCCCUCGAUCGCGGCUGGGAGAGAAGCAGCGUGGCAAGGUCUUGGCAUCCUGGGUCACCCGCAAGCUGCGGACGAUUGCCCAAUUCAGCAUCCGUGAUGUGGAGGGAUCCAUGGGUCUCUUUGCAGGAGCACCUCAACACCGGUCCAGCAGAGGCUCCAAGCCGGGAAGUACAAUGGGCAACAGUAUUCGUCGGUCCACUCUUGUACCAGAUGCUGAGUCUGUGACUGUCCCUCGGUCUCCAGCACCGGUCCUUGUCGAGCAGCCGGAAGCAGCGAUGGCUCCGUAUUACGGUGUACAUGAAGGCGAGGGGCCUGAAAUACCGAGGCCAGUUGUCUCAGAAGGGCAGCAGGCGAUCCCAUUAGUUGCGGAGGCUGUCCCGCCAACGCGGUCCUCGAACACUGGAAGCCGCCCCGCGACCAUUGACCAGCCUGACUUGGGAUUCCAUUUUGGCGAGUUCCCCCAUUCAGGCAGCGCUGCUACUGGUGGGGAACCUCACAUUGCAACUGCUCCUCCCCAGGGUCUCCCCUACCGCAAUGCCCCGAGGCAGGGAUCCAUGUCCGCUCGAAAACCGUCAGCAGCCAGCAGCAUCCCAGGUCGACCUAUCUCACAGGAUCAAGGCUUCCACGAGGAGAACGUGGGUGACUGGCCUCAGGAAGCUCUCAUGUAUCAAUCCGCCUUUGAAAGCGACGGCCCGUACGGUGUCCACCGGACUCCGAGCGAGGCAGCAAGGAAUCGCUAUGAUGGACAUGAAUACAAGUAUUGA
This is a messenger RNA of Aspergillus clavatus NRRL 1, 5571 nucleotides long. RefSeq names its product putative AMP binding domain protein. The record is from RefSeq and is a predicted model, not a curated record. The transcript is spliced from 6 exons. Gene Ontology annotation, cellular component: cytosol. The coding region runs from base 1 to 5571 and encodes 1856 amino acids. NCBI's taxonomy places the organism in Eukaryota, Fungi, Ascomycota, Eurotiomycetes, Eurotiales, Aspergillaceae.